Messenger RNA from Poecile atricapillus (Black-capped chickadee), 2008 nucleotides. RefSeq names its product secretogranin III (gene SCG3). The record is from RefSeq and is a predicted model, not a curated record. Gene Ontology annotation, cellular component: secretory granule membrane. The coding region runs from base 153 to 1565 and encodes 470 amino acids. Gene Ontology annotation, biological process: protein localization to secretory granule. The transcript is spliced from 12 exons. Lineage: Eukaryota; Metazoa; Chordata; Aves; Passeriformes; Paridae.
GCCGCCGCCGGGGCCGGGCUCGACCAUUUCUGCGGGCGCGGGGACGAGGGGCCGAGCCCCGGGCAGCGGCUUCCCCGAGCUUCAGCACCGCGGGCCGGACAGCGCCCGGCGGGCCGGUGUCAGGCCCCGGCGCGGGGCUGCGCGGCCGCACCAUGUUCCUCGGGCUGGCGGUCGCGCUGCAGGUGCUGGCGCUGCUGGCGAGCCGGGGACACGGCUUCCCCAAACCCGCGGGCACAGAUAAAGCUAUACACAACAGACAAUUAAGUGUAGAAAGACCUUUGGAGGAACAGAUUGCUGAAGCUGAGGCAGACAAGAAUAGGAAAAUAACUCCCACAGAAAAUAAACCAGAGUUCAGGAAUUAUUCCUUUGUUGAUGACCUGAACCUGCUCAAAUCAGUAGCAGAAAGAGAAAGGAAUGAGAAGGAGAGGGAGUCAAUUAGAAGCUCUUUGUAUGAACAGCAACUGGCCAUUGAUGAUGCAGACUCCACCAAGAACCGCAGGCUUGUGGAUGACUAUGACUCCACUAAAAGCGGGCUGGAUUAUAAAUUCCAAGAUGAUCCAGAUGGCCUUCAUCAAUUAGAUGGCACUCCUUUGACUGCUGAAGAUAUUGUUCAAAAAAUUGCUGCAAGAAUUUAUGAGGAAAAUGACAGAGGAGUGUUUGACAAGAUUGUUUCAAAACUUCUAAAUCUGGGGCUAAUCACAGAGAGUCAGGCCUAUACCCUGGAAGAUGAAGUGGCAGAGGUUUUACAACAGCUAAUUGCAAAUGAAGCAAAGGAUCGUGAGAAGGAGUCUGAAGAUUUUGAUUACCCUGCCACCAGAGCAGACAGUGAUACAAAAGAAAAGCAACAGGAAAGAAUGACAUCAAGCAAAUCUGAUCAGGAUAGUUUCAUUAAUGGAGAAGUUGAUGAUACACUGGAUAACACGUGGUCAUCAUCUAAUGUGCUGGAAAGAAGAAAUGAGCUGCCUUCUGAAGAUAAUUUCGAAGAUCUCCAAUAUUUUCCAAAUUUUUAUGCAUUAUUAAAAAGUCUUAACUCAGAGACAGAGACAAAAGAGAAAGAGACCUUGAUAACUAUCAUGAAAACCCUGAUUGAUUUUGUGAAGAUGAUGGUUAAAUAUGGAACAAUCACACCAGAAGAAGGAGUUUCCUAUCUUGAAAACUUAGAUACAAUGAUAGCUGAGCAGACAAAGAAGAAGCUUGAGAACCCUUCCACUAAAACCAGGACAAAACUAACAGCAGACAAGAGUAGUGAAGAAGCAGACAGUACAAAGGAAGAAGCAGCUAAAAUGGAAAAGGAGUAUGAAGUUUCAAAGGAUUCUACAAAAACUGAAGGACAAAAUGCAGCAGGAAACAGUGGAGAAUCCGGAGGGAAAUCUGAGGCAUAUUUGGAAGCAAUCAGGAAGAACAUAGAAUGGCUGAAAAAACACAAUAAACAAGGUAACAAAGAAGACUAUGAUCUUUCAAAGCUGAGAGAUUUCAUUGAUCAGCAAGCUGAUGCUUAUGUGGACAAGGGCAUCCUGGACAAGGAAGAGGCUGAUGUAAUUAAACGCAUCUAUGGCAGCCUGUAAAGAGUUAGUGACUGCCAAACCUGUAGAAAUCUAGUCUAGUUCCCCCCACUCCUGGCUCAAUUACUUAUGAUCUGUUAAUUUGAGGAUAUCAUUAGAAAUGCUCUGUUUACAUUGUACUGACAACUCUAGACAGAAAUGAAGAGCUGUAGUGCUCCAUUCACUUUCUGCAUCCUGUAUUUUCCCACAUUCACAAAGCAACCCUAAACACCAAAUUCUGACACUGAAUUUCUAUUUGAUAAGGUAAAUAUUUCUGUAAUGCUCUCUUUGAUUUAUUGUUUGUGUUUGGUUUACUUUUGUAGCUAAACCAAUCAUUUCUGAUGGAAAUUUCUUUUAAUGCUACAUUUUUUUUGCUUUCACUCAACUAGCUUUCUAUAGAUGCAACUAUGUAAAGGGCAUUAUGAGAAAAUAGUUCAUAGUUCUCUAAAUAAAAUAUUUGAAAAUAA